Rotaria sp. Silwood2 is the source of this 957-nucleotide messenger RNA. Lineage: Eukaryota; Metazoa; Rotifera; Eurotatoria; Philodinida; Philodinidae. The record is from the annotation of a GenBank genome assembly.
AUGAAACUCAUCGAGAAUUUACUUUUUUUUCUCUGUACAGGUGCCACGCCGAAUAUUCCAGAACAUGCGAGAUGGGCACAGGACGGAGUGACAGUCGCUGGAGGUCAUAGAAAAGGCAAUGGAUUAAACCAACUCGAUUACCCUUGGGGUAUCUAUGUGGAUGACGAUCAAACUGUUUAUAUUGCUGAUGGCGGAAAUGACCGUAUUGUUGAAUGGAAGUCUGGUGCAAUGAGUGGUCAAGUAGUAGCUGGUGGCAAUGGACGAGGAAAUCGACCCAAUCAGUUGAGUGGACCAACAGAUGUGAUUGUCGACAAAGAAACAGACAGUCUCAUCAUCUGCGACCACGGGAAUCGACGAGUGAUGCGAUGGUCUCGUCAAAAUCGAACAAGUGGAGAAAUUGUCAUCGAGAAUAUCGCUUGUUUUGGAUUAACAAUGGACGAUCAGAGAUUUCUCUAUGUCUCUGGUAAUGAACACCAUGAAGUAAGACGAUACCGAAUUGGAGAGACGAAUGGAAUCGUAGUAGCGGGUGGUAAUGGACAAGGCAAUCGUCUCAAUCAACUCAACUGGCCCAGUUUCAUCUUUGUCGAUCGAGAUCAUUCUGUUUACGUAUCGGAAUGGAAGAAUCAUCGUGUAACGAAGUGGGUGAAGGAUGCCAAAGAAGGUAUUAUCGUGGCUGGCGAUCGAAUUGAAGGAAAUGCUCUGAAUCAAUUGUCGAAUCCCAAAGGAGUGAUCGUUGAUACUUUGGAUAAAGUCUAUGUAGCAGAUUUUGGAAAUAUUCGAGUUAUGCGUUGGUGCACUGGAACGACACAGGGAAAUGUGAUUGUUGGUGGAAAUUAUUGGGGAGAAAGAGCAAACCAGUUGAAUGGUCCUACAGGUUUGUCAUUCGAUCGACAUGGCAAUAUGUUUGUCGUUGACGGGUGGAAUUAUCGAGUUCAACGAUUCUCUAUCGAAAAAUGA